AGGACUAAUGCAUCCAAGCUCUCCGUUUGGUAGGCCUCCGGUUCUUAUUUCUCGAAGCGGUACAUCGAACACAACAAUGACGUCAUCAGCAUCCGCAUUCUCUUCAGUCUCCUCGCCGCUCUUGGCCGCGCGACGUGCAGGCAGUCCAGUUGCCAUAUCUCGUGCUUCGUCGGAAACCCACGGUAAGCGUUCGCCGAGUUCCGGUCCGUCUGCGCUCUAUCCGUGGCUGAAAUCGGAACCGAAAACUCCCGAGUUAGAUUUGGAAAAAAACAGGGACCAUUCCAAACGGGAAUUCCAAACCAAGUCUCCCGCGCGGCCAACUAACUUUAAUAUCCAGACUCUUGCUGGUGACCGCGCAGAAAUUCGUCCAGGUCUGCUUGGAGACUCGAUUCGGACCCACUCCUCCAGGGAACAUCGAGCGUGUGAAGCGAGAUCGUUUCUGGAUAACCCGCUUGUCCCGAGUUUAGGGAGUUUGGAUAAACGGCCUAUAGACUAUCGCCCGAGCGCAGGUUCGAUUGAUCUGAAUCGAAAUUCUCUCUACCCGCGAUUUGAACCAAUGCCCACACUGUAUUCACAUCACGUGACACCUCUUUCGCAACAUAUAGCAGGCUACCCUUAUCCCGGUUCAUCCUUUCUUGCGGACUAUCACUCGGCACCCGUGCACCCUAUGGUCCUAGGAACCCGGGACUCUAUGACGUCAUUGGUUCGGACACCCGAUACGCCUUUCUACAUCAGACAUGAUUUAGAUGAUCGUUUCGGUGGGAGACACUGAUCUCAAAGUAAGAAAAUAAGUUUGUAGUGUAUAGUUUGUCUGAUUUAAAUUAAUGUUAAUUUGAAAAAUUAGUUGAGAUUGUGUUAAUUGUGUUAAAAUAUUGUAGUGUAGAGAAUUUGUGUAAAGAGAUUUAUAGCGCAUAUAUAAUUAUGGGAAAGUUUCAGAAUGUUGCAAGCAUUGACAUAUGUAUAUCUGGACAGCUUGCUGUGAUACUUUUGACUGAAGGCUUGCGUGGCAAAUUGAAGCUGACGAAUAUGAGAGUAACUGCUAAUGGGAAACAGCGCUGACUUAGGAAAAACACUGAAGUAAAACAGUACUGCUGGCACAUAGCAAAAUAUUUUCCGUGCAAAAUUUGGACUUUUGGCAAAACUGUUUGAAAAUUUCAAAAUGUAUUUUCAAAACAAAAUGUAUUCGGUAAAAAAACAAUAUGUGAUAUAAAUUUAAUCCUUUCGUUUUUGUAAAAGUAUAAAAUAUGUACAUAUUUGAUAUAUAAUCCAUGAGCAAUCACUCUCAUAUUUCCGCCAUCUUGUGACCACGCUUUUUCAGGCCGAGCAAGCAGUUCAUAUAUUAUAUAUAUAUUAUAUAUAAGGUUGCGAGAGACUUAAUCUGCGUGUGUUCCUAUUGCCACCCACCAAAUGCUUACAUUGUCAGAACAGUGGUAGCUAGGCAUGUGCGUUGUGCCGAGUGCCGAUGAAAUAUGUGUUAGGGGCCGACCAUUAGAAAAGUGAUUGGGGGAUUUUCAGCUUGCACGAAUGUUCAGUUUUGACCAUCUGCUUGUGCUGGAAUAUUUUUUCUGGAUUUUAAUUAAAGGUAUUUUUCUUUUGUUUUCCUUUACGCAAAUUCCUCUCUCCCCCAUCACUUUUCUAAUGGUCCACCCUUUGGACGAUUAGGUCUAUUUGGCCUGAAAUAUUCCUGUGUGGUUUGACUAUGUAUUGUAUAUACGUAUUGUAUAGAGAUAUAUAUUAAACAUGACGUGUAAAUUAGUUAGUAUACUGCAAGAAAAACUAAUAUUUUGAAACCAUUUGGUAAGUUUGCUAGAUUUGCGCAAAUAUUUCCUGUGCUAAUUUGCAUGGAAUGCGAAAAAUUCGCGCGCGAAAGACUGGGCCCGCUUCGCGACAGUUCGCGGGAAUUUUUUGAGCUUUCGCGGGUGAUUCACACAACACUGUUUAAAAAUAUUUGUAGGAAUUUGCUUUUCAAAAGCUUUCGUUUUGCCAGAAAAAUGUCAGAAAAUGGUAUUUUAGAGAAUGGAGCGUCUAAAGGACAUCACCAAGUUUACCGUGUAGCUCUUACUGGAGGUAUAUUUAUUUAAAGUUAGUUAUAAAAGCGAGAAACAAAACCUUGUAUCGGCCUGUCGGGCGUUUGUGUACACUAUACGAACAUCAUGUGGAAGUGUUUAUAAUGUAUUACACAUGUAUAGUAUCUUUUGUUCUACAGUAGUUUAGUCUGUAGGAAUUUUAUUUUAGCUUUUAUAUAAUUUCGGAUUCGUUUUGAAUUCGAAAGGAUGUUUCUGUAUUACUGUAUAUUGAAAAUGAAACUGCUGUGAAAAAUGAUUAAUUAAGGUCAUGAAAUAUUCAUAUAAAUAGUGAGCUUAAGCAAGUGACGUUUUUGACAACACGAACGGCAUGAGUAACGUCAGAAAACUGGGUCAAGGGCUGUGAUUGGUGAAAAACGUCAACUUUACUUCCGAUCGACGUCCGUGUUGUCAAAAACGUCACUUGCUUAAGCUCACUAUUAUGAAUAUUUCAUGACCUUAAUUAAUCAUUUUAGCGUAGAACCAGGGGCCAGUUGUUCAAAGGUGGUUUAGUGCUAACCUAGGGUUAAAAUUUAACCCACUGUUUUAGUUUAUGUUUAUGAUUAUUUCAAAACUUCAGAGAAGUAAACUCCUAUUGAUCACAUUGAGGGGACAAUGGCAGACAUUUGGGGCAACCUCCCCCCAGUAAUUUCUGAAAACCUUUACCAAUAGCUGAAUACUGUCACUGUGUAACAAAGUUGUAUGUGACGAUAAUUGUUCAACCACCUGAGCAUCGGUAGGCUAUAAAUUAACCUAUAUUUGCAUAUACUCGUCAAGGGGAGAGUGCUACCACUUAAGGUCAGGCUACAAAAUUGGUCAUAGUUUAAGAUUUCUAGGGCAUUAUGCUACCAAGAACAAUGGCUGCUUGUCAUACGGGUACAUACAUGAAAUAUAUUUUCAGGUCCUUGUGCUGGAAAGACUACAUCUCAAGCAAGAAUAUGCACAUUUUUUGAAAAUCUAGGAUGGAAGGUAGUUUCUAGUUCUAUGAAGAAAUUAACUAUAGGGCCAUUUAUAUGAGGGAAAACAAGCUGCUCACAGUUUAAAUAAGUUUCAAACAUAAAUGCACAGUUUUCAAGCCAAUUAAGGAGUGGCUUAAUUAAUCAUUUAAUGUGUAAACAAGUUGUACAUUUAUGUAUGAAUGUUCCGACUAAGUUUGAAAAAUACUAUAUAAAUGCUCUUGUUCAGAACUUAUUUAAGUCGCAGCUUAUUUUCACCAGAAAAAAUGGCCCUACUAAUAUUGGUUUAGAAUAUGGUAUAUUUUUCCAGUCUGUUUUGAGAUGCAUCCGUCUGUAUUCUAUAGGUGUUUCGUGUGCCAGAAGCUGCCACUGUAUUACUUGGGUGAGUUUGAUUUUCAACCACAACAAUCUGUGUGCAAAUACUAUUAGGUGAUGAUUAGUUUGUGAAUGGGCAAGGGACAUCCAGGUUCAUCACCAUGACCAUUCACCACAUCAAUGAAUCACCACCACCAUAAUCUUCACUGUCACCACCAUCAUCACAUAUCACCAGCAUCACAUACCACCACCAUCGCAUACAAAUCACCAACAUUCUUGCCAUCAUCAACACCACUGUACCAUCAUCAUCUGACCAAUGUACCAUCAUCAUCACUACCAUCAUCACAUAUCAUCACCACCAUCAUUACCACCAUGACUAUUACCACUAAUGCCACCAUUGCUCAUAUAUCAUCACCAUCACCACCAACUUCACCAUCAUUACCACCAUCAUCUAUCAUCACCACCACCAACUUCACCAUCAUUACCACCAUCAUCUAUCAUCACCACCACCACCAACUUCACCAUCAUUACCAUCACCACCACCAUCAUCACCAUCAUCACCCCCACCAUCAUCACCAACAUUACCACCACUAUAAUUAUCUUCACCAUCAUCACCACCACCAUCAUCACCAACUACUACUCCCAUUACUGCCACCAUCAUCACUAGCAUGUCAUAACCAUUAUAAUACCCACCACCAUCUCCCCAUUUCUGUCACCACCACCACUAUCAUCACCAAUCAUGAUCACCACCAACUAUGGUCAUCACCAUCACUGCCACCAUCACCAUGACACCACCACCACGAUCAUCAUCACCAUCACUGCCACCAUCAUCACCACCAAUCAUUGUCACCACCAUCACCAAUCAUUGUCACCACCAUCAUCGCCAACUACGGUCAUCAUCACCAACUUACCAAAAUCACCGUCAUUGGCACCAUUAUUACUACCAUGUCAUAACCAUCAUAAUCACCAUCAUCACCGUCUCCAUUACACCACCUCUUUCAUCACCUUAUCAUCACUCAAAAUAUCAUUCUAUUUCUAGCGGUGGAGUAAAGUUCAAAGAUUUAUCUCCUGAACAAAGUAAGCAUGAAAACCUUUCCUAAUUCACUGUAAAAUACAGAAAUUUGUGAAUAUAAGCAAUGUGUGGAAUCAAAAAUAUAUGCCACUCAAUCCAGGGGUUUUUUUUGUGAACAAGACCUAACUUUGGUCGUAUUUUUAGGCUUUAGAUUUCAAGAGAAUUUACUGAAAACCAUUAUCCAACUGGAAAAUACAUUCUUCGAUCUGGCGGAAGCUUGCAAUCAAAAUUGUUUGGUCAUUUGUGAUCGUGGAGUUAUGGACGCUUCUGCAUGUAAUGUCUUCUCAAAACUUAGAAAAUUGCACCAAGAGAGAUAUAGUAUAUUAUAUUUUUCUCUCCUAACUCGUGGUAGCCUAGCCAGGUCACCAUCCUCAGCUACAUUGCUCUGCCAUAUGCCUGUAUAUUUGUGGAGGUAGCUAAUUUAUUGGAGAUCAAAAACAAGAAUGUCCAGUUACAUUUUGCGAUGCUUCGACCAGUAAAUGAAUGAAUGAUUGUUUUAUAUUUACUUUGUAGUUUUAACUAAAGAACAGUGGCAGACAUUACUGAAGAAAAAUGACUGGAAUAAUGUGAAACUACGUGAUGAAAGAUACAAUCAAGUUAUCCAUCUUGUAAGUUUAGAUUGGACACUCCUUAUGAAUACUGUCAUUUCACAGAUCUGAAUGUAAAUUUAUCUUCGCGAAUUCCAGGUAACAGCAGCGAAAGGGGCAGAAGCAUUUUAUCAGUUGGGAAAUAAUAAAACAAGAAGUGAAGGCUUGGCUUUGGCCAGGGAUUUGGAUGAUAAAGCUUGUCAGGUGAGAGCUGUUGCUCAAUAACUUCAAGAAAAAGUUGCUUAACUCCUUCGUGCAACUAAAAAAUAUAGCUACCAAAAACGGAUAAGUACGUGCAGUCGCUUCGCUCCAUCAGCUUUGCUCCAAAGUCUUUGACAAUAACCUCAAGUGGAUUACCAAUGUAUAGCAUAUUGCAGGAAUUGAGCACGGAAUCCCCUGAUAGUGCCCCUCCUGGUAGUGACCUUUGGCAUCUGUAUUCACCUUAGGAUCAGACCUUCGACGCUUGUUAUCUAAAUUCUAUGUAUAUAAGAGAAAGUAUUAUUAAGAUUCUCAGUGAACUGAAAUACUUUUUUCUGUUAAAAUAUAGCAUGACAUCCAGUUUGACAACUUGUAUAGUGCCGCACAGUUACAGUGUCCGAGUGUCCAUUUACUUGAUCAUUUGCAGAACAUUUUCAAUGUUCUCUUGCGGUCCCAGAAAGUAAAAUAUUUGUCCCCCCACUGCCUACACAACCUUACCAAAUAAAAUCACCUGGCAUUAGCACACACAUACGUCUCAUUGCGUUCUUAAAUGAAAACUAUGUCUGUUCUAGGCAUGGGUAGGACAUCCAUAUUUUGAUGUAAUUGGUAACUCCGCUGAUUUCAACGAUAAACUUUCUCGAAUCAUUUCAGUAAGUUCAUCCACACGUGUUGUACAGAGCAUUGGGCUAGUAUUCCAAAGGUUCGAUUCCCACCGUGGCCAGGCAUAUUUUUCAAGCCUGCCCGGUGUGGAUAUACACUCAGAGUAACAUCACAAGCAUCUUAUUCACCUGAGUACAUUACACCAACACAAGAAAAUAUCAUGAGUUACGUAAAAAUCUCACAACUUGUCAAUAAGAUGUGUUCGCAACAGGCUUGUAACAAACUUGUCAACAAGUUGUAACAAUACUGUUAUUUUAUCAAGUUGCUACAAGCUUGUCACUCACAACUUGUUGACAAAUUGUUGAAUUACAGGACGAUAACAAGUUGUUGGAACAAUUUGUAACAAGUCUGUUGAGCUCAACAACCUUGUAGCAAGUUGUCAUCAAGCCGUUGACAACUUAUCAACAAGCUGGGAACAAGCAGUGCGAACACAUCCUGUUGACAAGUUGUUGGAACAGCAUUGCUACAAGUCUGCUGCAGGUUUCUUACAACUCGCACAAGUUGUUACAGGUCUGCAAACAAGUUGUAGUGCCUGGUUUCCAUAUGGUUGUGAUGGUCGUAAAAAUAGAAUCACGAUCUUUCUCAACGGUCAGCUUAUAAUACACACGCAAGAAUAUCAUAUCUUGUAGCAAGUCUGCCAACAAAGCCGUCAACAAGUUGUGUUCGCACUGCUUGUCCCAAGUUGUCAACAAGUAUGGAACAAGCUGUUAACAAUUUUUAACAACUUUGUCGCAAGGUUGUUCCAUUAUCAGACUUGUUGCAAGGUUGUUCCAACAAGUCCGAUACAGUCAUGAUAUAACAAUAUUGUUACAAACUUGUGUCGUCAACCUUGUAACAUUCUUGUUUAUCAUGAUUGUAUCAGACUUGUUAGAACAACCUUGUGACAAGUCUGAUAAUGCCAUCAAGCUUGUUACAAGUUAUUAACAGCUUGUUUCAAACUUGUUGCAACAACUGGGAACAAGCAGUGCGAACACAACUUGUCGACAGCUUGUGAACAGAUUUGUAACAACUUGUUUGCAGGCUUGUAACAACUUGUGCGUUUUUACGUGUGUACCCGACCAAACUGGAAUCAAAUGAUAUCAUUGCCUAUUUGUUUACAAAACUCUGAGCAAGUCUAAACUAUUUUUGCAGGCAGUGUGUGCGAAGGUUGGUAUUGAUAUAAAAGAUCGUUUGGACAAGGACAGCAAGAAACGGAAAUUCCUGGUUUCCAAACCUCCAAACUUUGCGGUAAGAAACAUGGCAACUAAGUUCAGAAAAAAAUAAAUGAUCUCCAAUUUCGUAUGUCGGUGGCACAACUUGCUUGUGAUGUUACUCUGAGUGUAUAUCCACACCGGGCAAGCUUGAAAAAUAUGCCUGACCACGUUGGGAAUCGAACCUACGACCUUUCCACUCGACAAUUUCCAUCUACAAGACCCUUCUAAUGAACGAGAACAAUAUAUCAAAUUCCCAAUAGAUAGCCGUUGGUUACCUCUGCUAUAAAAUUGGAUUAUGUGUGUCAGGGGACUGGAGGGGACCCCCCCCCUCCCCUAGAAGUAGUAGAGCUAUCCAGCAUAACCAAAGUUUAUAACUUUAGGACCUAAAUAAUCAUGUUGUUGUUUUCUUCAGAAAUUUCCUCCACAUCAAGAUUUCGAUGUUCAACAUGACUAUCUAGCCGCUGCUGGCAGUCCUCAAGUACGCAUACGAAAACGUGGUCAAGGUGGUACGUAAUUCUUGUACAUUAAUGACAUAUAAUAGAAUUCCUUGUUCUAAAAUAUCCUUCUUUAUAAAUUCUUGUAAAUUUUACUUUUCAGCUAAUGGCUGCAAUGUAAACUUCAAAGAACUAUCUAUCUAUCUAUAACAUUCUCUUUUCUAUUUUCAAACUUGCGUGAUUUACUAGUAUUACAGUUUUACGCGAGAAUAGAUAACGGUUUUUAUUGUUUUACAUUUUCUGCAUUUUUCCAGGACAUUUUACAUACAGCCAUACAGUACGACUUAUUGUCGAAGAUCAGACAGUUGAACGAAGAAAAAUCAUUUCUUCACGAGAUUACCAGGUAUAUACAGGGCCUUCCCGAGCGACUCGCUUCAGGGGGGCGUGCCACCCCCCCCCCCCAUACCCCCUCUCAAGUUUCGCCCUUGGGUUUAUCCCAACCCAUCCUGUCAACAUUCGCUGCUGGUGGAAACCGGAGUACCUGGACCCACGACUUUCGGUAGGGCGACUUGACGGACUCUUUUCACAAUAAGUGUCGUGUCACGUGUGUCCCCAGCGAGAAUCGAACCCACGAUAUCCAGAGGCAAACUCUUCUCUUUAACAUCUAUUCAUUGUCAGGAUAUUUGCUGCGCUGCCUAUGAUACGGCAUCGUUUUGUUCCUGUACAGUAUAUAACUACCGUCUCUUGAUAUCUUCAUUGAAAAUAUUUCUAGAUGUUUUUACGACAACGUGAUCCCACUCGGAGUUCGAUGAUAAAACGACGAACAUGUUUCCUAUGGCAUAAUCAGUAUUUUCAACUCGAUGUCUACUGUCAGCCUUGCAAUGAAAGGUAUCUUAUUAGUGGUGGG
Messenger RNA from Paramuricea clavata, 8385 nucleotides. The record is from the annotation of a GenBank genome assembly. Lineage: Eukaryota; Metazoa; Cnidaria; Anthozoa; Malacalcyonacea; Plexauridae.